AUGAAUCGUAACAUUUUAAAUGACGAAGAAUUAUUGGAACUUCUUUAUAAUACUAAUUGGUCGGAUAGUGAAGAUGGUUUGGAUGUUUCUGACAACGAACAAGACCAUCAUGUUAUAAAUAUUCACGAAAAUGUUGGUAUUCCUACUUAUGACAAUGAUGAAGGUAAUUUGGAUUUAUUGGAUUUGCCAAUUGAAAUACAAUGUAACUCUGGGGAAACAAUACAUUUACCUUCUGUUUCUACAUCAAAUUUAACUAAUCAAAAUCAAUUCAACGUUGUAAAUUCAACACCAAGGCGCAGUGUAAGACAUGUAUCUACCUCCCCAUUAGUGAAUAAUUCAACAGCUAGUACCAAUGAAUCAUCAAAUCCAAAACAAACAGGUAGUUUAGUCACACCUUCUGCAUGUCUAACAUUUAUUGAACCUACACUUCCUCAUGAUUUGCAUUUACUUGAAACACCACUGGAUUUCUUUGCUUAUUUUUUCACUGAUGAGCUUCUUACCAAAAUCAAAGAAGAAACUGAAUUGUAUGCUGUUCAAAAGAAUCCUAACAAACCAGUUACAUUAAGUAUUAAUGAAAUAAAAAGGUAUUUGGGAAUUUGUAUUUAUGCUUCUGUACUGCAUGUGCCAAAAAUUAGGGACUAUUGGUCCGCUGAAUUGGGAUAUCCUAUGAUAUUUAACGCUAUGAGUCGCAAUAGAUUUGAGCUAAUUAAGAGUGUUUUACAUUUCAAUAAUAAUAAUAAUAUGCUAUCAUCAAAUGACCCAAAUCGUGAUCGCCUUCAUAAACUGAGACCUCUAAUUGAUUACUUGAAUAAUCGCUUUUCUUCUAUACCUUGCAAACAAGCUUUAUCUUUAGAUGAACAAUUAUGCGCAACUAAAGCACAAAGUUACAUGAAACAGUAUCUUCCAGAUAAACCACAUAAGUGGGGGUUUAAAUUGUUUGUUUUGACAGAUACACAAGGAUAUGCGUAUCGUUUUGAGAUUUACUCCGGCCAAGAAAACAAUUCGAUAUUUCGACACCCCGAUGAACCAGAUUUCGGAGCUUCGUCAAAUGUAGUGGUAAGAUUAUCAAGAAAUGUUCCGGUCAACAAAAACCAUAUAAUGUAUUUUGAUAAUUAUUACACUGCUAUUCCAGUGAUGGAAUUUUUAUACAAAAAAAAUAUAUAUAGUUUAGGAACAGUCAGAAUAAAUCGUCUUCCUAACUGCCCUUUACCAGACAAAAAUGGCGAAAAAAAAAUGAAAAGAGGAGAAUCUAUAGAGUAUAUCACAUCAUAUGAGUCCUCGCCUAUUUCUGCAGUUACAUGGAAAGACAACAAAGCGGUUAAGCUAUUAUCGACAUACUGCGGAGAAAAUCCGAAAUCGAAAAUGACCCGAUUUGAUCGAUCUAAAAAGACUAAUACAGAAAUCGACUGCCCAAUGCUUAUAAGUGAAUAUAAUAAACAUAUGGGUGGAGUCGAUUUGUUAGAUAGCCAUAUAGGAAGAUAUAAAAUACGGUUCCGCAGUCGCAAAUGGUAUAUGCGCUUAUUUUACCAUUUAAUUGACCUUUCUGUUGUAAACUCGUGGUUGCUCUUCAAACGAGUAAAAGAGCAACAAAAUGAAAAACCAGAAAUUGAAUUACCGGAUUGGAGAAAACAACUGGCUUGCGGUUUGGUAAAAUCUGGAUAA
Molecule: messenger RNA, 1662 nt
Organism: Aphis gossypii (cotton aphid)
Lineage: Eukaryota; Metazoa; Arthropoda; Insecta; Hemiptera; Aphididae
Product: piggyBac transposable element-derived protein 2-like
Exons: 3
Coding region: 1-1662 (553 amino acids)
Source: RefSeq, a predicted model, not a curated record